This is a messenger RNA of Adineta steineri, 549 nucleotides long. The record is from the annotation of a GenBank genome assembly. Lineage: Eukaryota; Metazoa; Rotifera; Eurotatoria; Adinetida; Adinetidae.
AUGCAUCAACGCCGAAGUCAGGGCGAUUCAAAAUCAACAAGUAGCACUAGUGGUUCAUUAUCAUCAAUGUCUACAACAAAUAAUGCUUCGUCAACAUCAACAACAGGUCGUGUUAGUAUAUAUUCAAUGCGUGAAAAAGUCAUAUUAAAUAAAAUGACAAAAAUGAUGGGAAAACUAGCACCGAAUACUGAAACAGAAGUUACUAGUCGAUUACAUCAAGAAAUACCAGCUAUUCGACUUGAUGGUCAUCUUACUUAUUGUUUAUAUAGUACUUUACAAAAUAUACUUCAUUUAAGUGCAAUUUAUAUUGUAUUAUAUCAUACAGUUUUUUGGCUUGAUUCAAGUAAUUUUAAUAAAGAAAUUUUAACAUCAUCUCGUAUACUUGAACAAACAAAAUAUGAACAUACACAUUUUAUAACACUUACAAAUCGUUAUUAUGCUCGAACAGGAACAUCAAUUAAUAUAGAUUUAAUAGAUAAAUAUAUUUAUGUAGGUUUACUUGGUAUUAGUUUAGUUGAAUUAAUUAGUGCAUUUUUUUUGGACAUUUAA